CUUGUUAUUCUCCGUUGCUUUGUUGCAUCGAAUUGUGCAACUUCUGUUGGCAUAUGGGCUCCUACGUGAAUGCUCUCAUAUUGCUUGCAGGGAGCAGGUACAUCCAGCUGACCAGUCUCGAACAGGAUGAAACGCGCAUCCAGGAUUCUUCUGCCAGCCACAACCAAACAAAUUAACAUAAUUAACAUUCAGGCUAUAUUGAAACAUCCACAUAGAAGCCCAUAUACCAAUGGAGGUCAAACAAUUAGAUCCAAUUAAACAACAGAGAAUAACAAGUAUAUCAAUAAAUAGUAACACCAAGAUUAUUUCAUUAUUAUUAUUAUUAUUAUUAUUCCUUUGGGUUCCUAGUGAAACAGAGGGCUUCAGUAGCACACCUCCAUUGCACUCUCUUCUCUGCAGUCUUCUCAACCUGGCACCACGACUGCCAACAAGCUCUCAUUUCUUCCUCACACCAUCUCCUACAUAUUACUCUCGGACACCAAACUCGUUUUUUCCCAUUUGGAUUCCACUCGAGUGUCUGGUGUGCCACGUGAUGUCCCCGAAUGGUCUUCUCAGUGUAUGUUUAAUCCAAUCCAUCUCCACAUUCUUCUAUUGCAUAUUUGUUGGGUGAUAGGUUCUUGCUUCGUUGGUUGGUUACCAGCCACAGUGAGUUCAUUGUUGCUUAUUCUCAUUAUUCUGGUCAUAUGAUCUUCAGUAUUGAGCCAGCAUAGGCAGCUGUUGAUGAACGUUUGUAGUUUGUUGAAAGUGGUUUCCGUGACACACCAAGUUUCUGAAAUAUCAUCACAUAGAAGCACUGACUUGACUGACAUUGGUGUUGAAAAUCCGGAUGUUGUUCACGCUUUAUGCUGAAUGCAGUAAAUCUCCACACUGAUUAUUUCAGAUUAAUGCAGGAAGGCCUGUCUUGCUGUCUUUCCUAUCCUGGUUUUAACAUCCUCUUCUGCGCCUCCGCC
Heterobilharzia americana is the source of this 950-nucleotide messenger RNA. The record is from the annotation of a GenBank genome assembly. NCBI's taxonomy places the organism in Eukaryota, Metazoa, Platyhelminthes, Trematoda, Strigeidida, Schistosomatidae.